GCGGCGCUUCAUUAAGCAAAGUAUACCUGAUGACAUGAGAGGAAAGAUUUGGAACAAAAUGGUUGGAAGCCAAGCGAUCAAGGCUAUCUCCUUAUUUGAUUACCAGGCCUGCCUAGCAGAGAUACGCCAACUUCUUGUUGACCUGGGAGUCAGUGAAUAUGGAGGGGCAAACUGUAUUUCAAGAUUGGGACAUAUUGUUGGAUCACUGGCUGAUGGCAACAAGGAAAAUCUAAUAGAUAUCCCCAAUACAGUCAUCAUGACAAGGGAGUGGAAAAGGAAUCUUCAUAAACAGAUCUCAGUUUUUAGACAAAUCAUGUUGGACGUAGACAGAUCUUUCCCCAGCCAUAAGAUGUUCAUAGAGGGGACAGGUGAAGGAAAAGAAGGAAGAGCCACACUCUUUAGAGUUGUGGCAGUCUAUGCAAUGUAUAAUCCCCAAGUGUCAUAUUGCCAAGUUAUUUUCACAGGCAUGUCCUACAAUGCAGGAAUGCUUCUCAUGAACAUGAGCGAGGAGGAUUCCUUUUGGUGUUUGGUGUCCAUGUUUGAGAGACCAAAGUACUUAGCUGGCUAUUUCAAUGAUUCACUUGGCAAGAUACAAAGACAUGCAUCAGUUUUUGAAAAACUAAUGCAACAGAGACGUCCCAAGCUAUACAAACACCUGGAGGUGCAAGGUGUGUCACCACUCAUGUACCUGACCCCAUGGUUUAUGGCCCUAUUUACAUCUCUUCCAUGCUGGGAUGCUGUGCUCACCAUUUGGGAUUUACUUCUCUCAGAAGGCCUGUCUAUUACCUUCCAAGUUGCCCUUGCACUUCUGGAUAUUUUAUCAGGGUCCAUCAUUUAUACUCCUAGCUGGAGAGAGGCAUUGAGGCAUUGCCUAAUGGCACAAUGCAUUGAGGCAUUGCCUAACAGCACAAUGCAUUGA
Molecule: messenger RNA, 919 nt
Organism: Stylophora pistillata
Lineage: Eukaryota; Metazoa; Cnidaria; Anthozoa; Scleractinia; Pocilloporidae
Biological process (GO): regulation of GTPase activity
Molecular function (GO): small GTPase binding; GTPase activator activity
Source: RefSeq, a predicted model, not a curated record